This is a messenger RNA of Zea mays, 1391 nucleotides long. RefSeq lists its product as uncharacterized. Gene Ontology annotation, cellular component: nucleus. The transcript is spliced from 7 exons. The record is from RefSeq and is a predicted model, not a curated record. Gene Ontology annotation, biological process: proteolysis; protein desumoylation. Gene Ontology annotation, molecular function: deSUMOylase activity. The coding region runs from base 102 to 1079 and encodes 325 amino acids. NCBI's taxonomy places the organism in Eukaryota, Viridiplantae, Streptophyta, Magnoliopsida, Poales, Poaceae.
CUCAGUUUGAAGAAAUUCACGAAAGACAACAGCAUAUCCGUACAGUCCUUGAGACCUUUCCCGACGAAUCGGAUGUGGUUUCAGAUCAACAGAGAGGUGCAAUGGCAACAGAGGAAAUGGAACACAAUGACAGUGGGCCAGUUUUUGACCAGACCCCAACUCCUCAUGUUGAUACACUCAAAGGUACUACAAACUCUGGAUCUGAUCCACCACUUACAGAGCAAGAAUGUAUCCGUUCUCUGUGGGAUUUAAUUUGUUCCAAGGACAUUGACCAAAGCAGGGUUGUUAUUGAUUACGGUGAUUACAGUGCAAACUGUAUGGAUAUUUAUGAAUCUUUCGCGGAGGGUAAAUGUCUUGAGGAUGUCUUCAUGCAGUGUUUCAUAGAGUGUAUUCGUGAUGAUUCUAAAAAUCAUCGUCGAACUCUGACAUCUAACAGAUUAAUACUUGAUGUCAACGUUGGGGCUCUGUUAAAUUUUGAAGAACAGGAACGUCACAGCAAGAAUCCUCAGCCGUUUGAUCAAAAUGUCCUACAGAAUUGCUUGCACAACACAUUGCCUGCUUUGGUGAAUCUGGAUAAAUGCAAGUCGAUAAUGGUACCUAUGCUUAGCAGGGGUCAUUGGACACUGUAUGUGAUCAAUCUACACCACCGGGUUAUACACAUUUUAGAUUCGAAUCCCUAUGGUAUACAACUUGGUGGCACCGAAUGGAAGGACUAUCAUUAUGAUCCAAUUUAUUUAGGUGGCAGGAAAUUCCCAUGGGCUAGGGUGAUAAUGAGUAGGCUGAGCAAAGCGUUACAACACGUUUGCCCCAACGCAGAAUUUCCUAAGUUUGGUAAUUUUCCAUUGGAUAUGCCAUCUAACUGCCCAACAAUGAGGACAGGGUCAAAUGACUGUGGAUUUUUUGUGAUGAGUUACAUGAAAUCUUAUGAUCACAAUGCAGGUGUCAUAUCUUCUUUCAAUCAACCAGACAAUUCCCGAGACCUACGUGCUCAUGCCCUUCAUCAACUCACAUUCCAUCGCAUCAACAAGGCGUUGCCACUUCCAUUAGAUAUCCAGAGAUUUAUGUUUGCGCGCAAUUAGUGAACUAUGUCAGAUCUAAGCAAUGGUGUGGGCAAUGUACCGUACUGUGGUAUUUUGGCCAUUUUGUUCAGUUAACAAUUGUAGGAAGCUUCCUUAUAUGUGCUGUUUUCAGAACAAUUGUCAUGCUACUUUGUGUUAGGGGUGUUACCCAGGUUCUUUUUGUGAACUUUAGUUGGCUGGAUACUUAUGGUUAUGUCGCGAAUAUGUGAACAUCAGAUGUUUUCACUUCUGUGUGCUUUAAAUAUGAUCUGUUUUUAUGUUCUGAAGAUGUUAUAUGUAUACCUCAUUCCUUAAUAUUACCAUCUGUUUAUA